Drosophila yakuba is the source of this 2320-nucleotide messenger RNA. RefSeq lists its product as uncharacterized. The transcript has 2 exons. The record is from RefSeq and is a predicted model, not a curated record. Bases 1450 to 2157 code for a protein of 235 amino acids. Lineage: Eukaryota; Metazoa; Arthropoda; Insecta; Diptera; Drosophilidae.
UAUGUAUGUACAUAUGCGUGCAAAGUACGCAAAUGGCGAGGAUGAAUAUAAGAAAAUUUAAAUAUAAAAAUAAGUUAAACACACAAGAGAAAAAUAUUUAUCUCAAGUGAACGUUGGUACUGUAUUUUAUUGUAGUUAUGGGCUAUAAAGAUUUGAUAUAUUGGGGCUUCAUUUAUUGCAGCUGUUUCAUUGGAGAACUGUGUUAUCUAUAAGAACGUUUUCUUAUCGAAACUGUUUAAGAAAAUUACCAGCUGAGCAACUCCUUUUGAACUUUUGUUUUUUUUUGUGCUCUUAAAGAUAUCAACAGUUUUUUUAUGUGUAAAAAUUGUGAAUAUAUUAUGAGCAAUCAUGUGAGUGUGUGUCAACGGUUAUUUUGUUUUUUCUUCCCUGUGGAUUUUUGUUAUUUUCAGGCAGUGGAAUAAUUUCGUUCUGCUGCGCAAUUUCUACUAUUGAUUCCCAUUGCUAUUCCCACACUUUAUGCUUUUCUUUGGCCUGCCCCUAUCGCCAUGGCUUCGCUUCCAUGAACUGCCCUGCUUUGCUUUGCGUUUGCUUUUGCUUUGAUACCAUUUUCUAAAUUAAGGCAUACAUUCGCACAAACAAACAUCCGACUUUGUGGGCUAUACUAUAUGUGGGGUACUUGCGGACUUGCGAUAGCAUUCGCACCUUAUCGCUGUAGUGCCUCUGUGUACAUUAUAAUUAUUAUUGCACGCGUAAACAGCAAACUAUAUAUGUAUGGUGAUAAGAGUGGUUGUUGUUACCUCAGACGGAUGAUAAGCGUAGUAUUCGAGCAGAUGUUGGCCCUUAGAAAUUCGGCAGUUCGGCUGAGUUCGUAACGGAAAUGACUCUGUGAAAUGAGUUCCCAAAAAAGGUGGAUGAUUCACGCACUCCAAAUAACCAUGCGGGCUAUUAACCAGUCCAUCGAAUCUUUUAUAUCACAUGAAUUAAGUUUACGGCGCUGCUCAGUGUAUAAUAUACACAUAUGUAUAUGUACGUAUAUUGCGCACAUUUUCUGCUUAAAUUGUUUUAAUUUUUAUUCGAAAAGGGAACAAUUGAUUAUAAAUGCAUUCAGAUAUUACCACUGUAAUUAAUAUUAAUAGGCCAUAUAUGACAUUCAGUCAGUUUGACAUUAUUCAGAUUUCUGUGUACCCUCGACAGGUUCAAAGAACUUACUAUUUUCAGAGAGGUCAUAUUGGAUGCGAACCUCUCAACAAAUUGAAAUACUUGCUAUUCCAAGCACCUUGAAAUGGUUUUAGGUUGGCAAACGCUCACCUCACGGUAUUGACUAUUCAUCUCGGCGACCACGUGACUUGCUCUUUGUCUGGCUAUGGAAAAUUCUCCCCCCACCCAGGGCUCCCUGUCUGGUUUCUAUAGCUAGAAAACUCAUUGAAUGGAUCUGUUAUCGGUCAAGUGGGGACGAUGUGUGAUAACCCCGUGGCUUGAUAUGCCGCGAUGUCGAGCUUGGAUUGCAUGAAGUGGUCUGAUCGGGAGAUUUCAGCUUGGAGUCAGUCAAACAUUUCCCAGUUCGCCGGCAAGAUGUGGUCUUCUACGAAUAUUUUGGUUUUCUUAGCAGCGUCUACUUUAGUCCAGGGUAGCAUGCGGUUUCAUUUCACCCUGGAUUUCCACGUACUGCAGCCCCCGAAUGCGACCGACACCAUCGACAAGACCAUUAUUGUGGAGAACAAUCGGAUAUCCAUGGUGGACAACGAAGGGACGACUACUAAGGCUCCGAUGACCCAGUGGACGGAUCAGGAUCAGUAUAACCAGGACGCUUUGCAGAAGGUGAUCGAUACGCGCAGAUCGGUGCAACAGCUAAAUACGGAGCUAUCACCCUUGGCUGGCAGGAGCACCGAUUUGGCCAGGAGAAUUAAACAGAGUAUGCGAUACGUCAACGAGGUGGAUGCUGGCCUGGAAGAUUUGACCAACUUUGGGCAGUUGGUGGAGCUGCUCAAGAAAUUCGUUACCCUAGUGGAUAACCUAAGGGAUCCAAACAAUCUCGGAGGUAUCCGUAGCCUGGAGUACGUACUCCUCAAGCUAGCUCUGGAGAAGUACGACCUUCCCAACAAGCGACAAGAGAUCGGUGAAUACUUGGAAAGGGCGGAGAGUGCCUGGCGAAGAUACCAAAACACGCAGGUGGUUCUACUGGAUAACUCCACCUGAGUCGGUCUCAGUUGCCUAGGGCUCUUGGUCCUGCCGACCAUAUUAGGAAUAUAGUUUUAGGAUAAGACAGGACAAAGACCAGCAUCAUUUGGCAAGACAAUCGCCGCACCAUGAUCUACUAGAGCGGCUCGGCCCUUGAAAGGAAUAAAAGCCAUCGAAGGGA